AUGCGUAUUGGCACGAAAGUAAUGCCUUGUAAUCUGUGUGUGCUUGAUUGGCAAGCAAAUGGUCACCAGCAUGAACCGCCUUCUGAAUCCCACUCUGCUAUGAUACCGCCCUCCAAUGAGAACACACCAGUCUCCGUGCCAGAGGUCCAAUCGAACACCGAUGCAGUUUCACUAGCUGUGAAACAUCAAGAAGCACCAGCCAAGCACCAAGCCAAUGCGGAAACCUGUGUGGAGGCCCUUGACUCUGUACCACCACCAUGGACAGAAUUUCCCACGCACGAAAAAUUGCUGGCAAGGUCGAGCUACAAUGGCUCACAGAAUAACAACUGGCCACAACACAUCUAA
This is a messenger RNA of Suillus subalutaceus, 345 nucleotides long. RefSeq lists its product as uncharacterized. The coding region runs from base 1 to 345 and encodes 114 amino acids. The transcript has 5 exons. NCBI's taxonomy places the organism in Eukaryota, Fungi, Basidiomycota, Agaricomycetes, Boletales, Suillaceae. The record is from RefSeq and is a predicted model, not a curated record.